Caenorhabditis elegans is the source of this 1081-nucleotide messenger RNA. It is a transcript of the gene txdc-15, whose product is annotated as Thioredoxin domain-containing protein. Lineage: Eukaryota; Metazoa; Nematoda; Chromadorea; Rhabditida; Rhabditidae. The transcript has 7 exons. The coding region runs from base 6 to 983 and encodes 325 amino acids. The record is from RefSeq and is marked reviewed.
AUAAAAUGUUGGUCCAAAUACUCUUCACUUUCUGCAUAAUGAUGACAACAAUUCAAACUAUUAUAGACUUGCGAGAAGCGAAGAAUCGAACUUUUAAUCAGUUUGUUGUCGACCCAAAUGAGCGGACAACGAACGAGUGUCUAUUGGAGGACCCAUUACAACGAGCACUACACAUAUUUCUCGAUACCUGCCCUACAUUUUACGACUCAAUUUGUGACGAUCCUCUUUUCAAUCAAUAUAACGAAUUUGAGUUCAGAUGCCGUUAUCCACUAAAAUCCAAGUCGGUGGUGUCGAUGAAUUCAUCAAGCUUUUUGGAAUUAACGAAUCUACGAGAUACAUACGGAAGAGAUUGGUGUAUGAUUGUAAUGUUUCAUUCUCCUAGUUGUCCGUUCUCGGCCCGUCUGGCUCCAUAUUUCAACGAAAUCGCCGGAAGUUAUACGAAUAUUCUACCAGUCGCCAUUGACGCUUCAGAUUUCACAAAAUCUCAUCGACUGAACUUCCGAUAUGGAGUCUCCGGUACCCCAACUAUCCUUUUAUGGGUGAAUGGAAUGAGUGUUGCUCGGAUGUCAAACAAGAAAUUAGAUUUGGAAAGUAUCAAAGCGUUGAUUGCAACACACACUGAUUUGGUUGAAAAUAAAAAUGGAAAAAAUAAUCAGUCAUUUAUUCCUGUAAAGUUGGAAAAUGUCGGCUAUGAAGUGAAAGACGUUGCUACUGAAAUAACGGAAAAUCGAUUAGUGAAUGGUUUGUACAUAUUUGCAUGUCUACUUGUCUGUCUUGCUACAUUUAUCUAUCACGUUCGUGAGCGAAUUCUGCUCAGUGCUCCAGUUCUGCAAUGGUUUCAAUCCAAAUGUGGUGGUCCAUUAUGCGAAGAUAUUUACUUUCUCUUUUAUGUGGCAGCACCACGAAAUCGACAUCCACCUCCAGCUCCCCAAGCUCCUCCAGAAGCGGCUGAACUACCACCUCUAGUAAUUGAGGAUGAAUAGAGCAAUGCAGAUUUAAACAAUUCAUGUUUAGCAUAUCAUUUUUCUCAGUUUUCUUGAUGUUCUUUCAACCAAACGGGUCGAAUAAAUUAUAAUAUUUU